Salmo salar (Atlantic salmon) is the source of this 2037-nucleotide messenger RNA. RefSeq names its product SET domain containing 9 (gene setd9). Gene Ontology annotation, molecular function: protein binding. The record is from RefSeq and is a predicted model, not a curated record. NCBI's taxonomy places the organism in Eukaryota, Metazoa, Chordata, Actinopteri, Salmoniformes, Salmonidae.
CGUAAGUUUGUAAACAAAAUAGGCCUUCUGGUCAUACAAGAACAAACGAAUACAUUGAAGUACCUGAGUAUUCCGAAAAAUAGUCACCUGAUGCUUGUUAGGUAAAGUUAAACAACACAAGGAAAAUGAGAUGGCCGAAAUCAUCAAUCUGUUCCUUCUGGUCAGAUUUUAGGGAGGAAUAUGGAUUUCUGAACCGUUGAUGAAGCCUCGUCCUCCUACGAAGUAAGCAGCCUUUCCCUCAUUUCGUUAUCGUUGGCCACAACUUGUUCCUUCUUUCUAUGUCCUCCGGGCUGAGAUGCUCGGUGAAACGCAUACCAUGGCUCUGAAGGAAGGCGUUCUGCCUAGCAGCUUUCCUGACAGCAUCCCUGUAGAAUCAAGCAGUGAAGAGGAUGAUGAUACCCCUUGGUCUUGAAUCAUUUUGCUGUUGCUUCUUGCCGAGGCGAUGCACAACGUCGAUGGUAUUACCAACUUUGUUCUUCUCUGCAGGCUUAACUUCUUGGCAGAUACGGAUAGCCUCUCCUCGCACAUCCUCAUUCUCCACCUCUGGCACGCCGUAGAGUCUCAGGUUCCAUCUUGUGUAUUAUUCCAGAUCAGUGAGACGUCUAUGGUAGACAUUGUUAUUCUUUCCCACACUUUUUUCAACUUUUGCCCCUCUCAUUUUCACAUCCUUUCACCACAUGCAAACUCCAGUCUUUUUCAUGCCUUCGAUAACCAUUUUCACAAUGGCGUCAGACCUGGAGUUGAUGACAGAUGGCGGUAGCGUUUUUUUCCAGCAGCAACUUGAUUUACGGGGAGAACCCAACCAACAUGUCAGCCUACAUGUCCAGAUCAUGUUCAGAAUUGUCAUGACAAGAAUUCAAGACAAAUGGAAGUCCUACAGACACAGAUUCGUUCCGUGGAUUGCAUUGAAUCUUCGUAAAAAUGAGAGAACUAUUCGCCAGGUCACAGAGCGCUCAAAAGACAGGCUGGCCUCGGAUGAGGUGGUGUUAGAAACACUACUACAUCUUUUUAGGGCACUGCUCAGAAAUGACGUUGCACACCAGGAAGAGGUGUUACGUCUGCUUCCCGCCUCGACUCAAACCCGCUACCUCAGCCCAGAGACCACUGAGGGACCAGACAUAGGAGAACCAAAAGGAGAGCAUGGGCCCAUCGAGACGAUGUUCCUGACGGUUGGGUUCUGUAUUGAGCGAAAGCCUAGUUCCUUGCCGUUCGCUGGAACAGGAGUCUUUGUUACCAGGGGCUUUGUGCCUAAAGGAGCUACAGUGGCCAUGUACCCAGGGACCAUCUAUCAAGCAUAUGAGCCCAUUCUCUUCCAGUCCAUUUGGAACCCUUUUGUAUUCAGAUGCAUAGAUCAUGUUUUGAUUGAUGGCAAUGACAAAGGCAUCUCUAAAAUAGUGUACAGGUCGUGCAGUGGAAGAGACAGGCUUGGUCCUUUCAGGUUGAGUGACAUCACUUGGUUGACAGCCAAUACAGAAAACCCGCUAGCAGUGGGUCAAUAUGUGAACAACUGCUCAAAUGAGAGGGCUGCAAAUGUGUGCUAUCAGGAGUAUGAUGUGCCUGAAGCAUUUCCUCUUGAACUUCGCCAGUACCUUCCCAAUGUGAACUACAGACAUGACACGCAAAGGCCUUUACGAUGUGUGGUCCUUGUAGCGUUAAGAGACAUCCGUCCAGGGGAGGAACUAUUUUCUAACUACUUCACCAUUGUGCAUUAGGUCACAUUUUAAAACUGGUACUACCUGAACUUGUUCAAGAAGAAACACUUGGCUACAGUGUGCCUUAGUGCACACAACCCAGGUCUAAGAUUUUUGAACACGUAAGAUUAUGAAAAGUACUUAUUCAACUAGUCAAGUGAAAGCCCCUCUGAAGAACUGUGGCCAGAUGAUUCUGUGUAGCCUGAGGGAAGACAACGAAAGAGACUGAAGGAAGAAUGGAGAACAUGAAACUGAGAACCAUAUUCAUAAGAACAUUUUCCUUUAUUUCUGCAUCUGUACACACGAUUUGUCUGGAACAAAAUAUAUAAAAUAUUCAACGAAAGUG